AGCAAACCCAAAAGAAAAGAAAAAGAAAAACGACAGCAAAACGGAAGGAUCGACGGAGGAUUUUUAGGAAGAAAAACUAAUCUGAAAGCGGAUGAAUGGGCAAAACGGCUGGGGAAGAGAUCAAAAUCAUCUCCCGCCGUUUAAAUAUCGGGGAGGAAGAAUCACCCAGACCGACCUUUUCCAGCCGCACCACACUUAAGAAAAGGAGGAGAUUAGCACUACUUUUUCAGCCGCCGAUUCCGAAUUCUACACAUCUUCUGCACCAGGAGGAGAGCAAGUCUUCAAUUGAAAGAAAGAAAAAAACUGCAGCUGCUAGUUUAAAGAAGAGCAGCAGCCGCUGGUCUUGGAAAAGAAAUUGCAGCAGCAUCAGGUUCAAGCAAAAGCCCGGAACAAAUUUUCUUUUCCUCUUCUAAGGUCUCAAUUUCAGUUUCUUUCUCUUGGACAGCUUAGUUCUUUAUCCUUAAUAUACUUUAGGUAUUGCUAAUUGCUCCAGAAUUUCAUCUUAAAUGAUAUUGAUAUGUUAGCUUUUUUUUAUUGUGUUUGUGGAUUGAAAUGCAUUCAACCACUUGUGUUAGUUUUGUAUAAUCAUGUUUGGCCAAUUCUUAAUGGAGUUUGGAUUCUUACAGGUCAAGAUUCAGGUCAAGAUUAAAAGUAGUUCUUGAAUAUUGAUUUGAAUUGGAAUAUUAUUCCUAGUCACUUUGAAUUAUUAUAUUAGUAUUUUAUUUUAAAAAAAC
Cuscuta epithymum is the source of this 734-nucleotide messenger RNA. NCBI's taxonomy places the organism in Eukaryota, Viridiplantae, Streptophyta, Magnoliopsida, Solanales, Convolvulaceae. The record is from the annotation of a GenBank genome assembly.